GGUCCGUCCAUUGUGCCUUCCUCUGGAGGUUUCAGCGGAACAGCAAUAACCAAAGAUUCGGCUGAGUUUUCCAAAGUUAUAUGGCGAAAAAGAUCGAUGUGUUUGCAUGUAAAUGAGGUGGCCUUCCGUGGUGACUCAAGCCUACCAUCUUCAAUCAAAGAGCUUGGAACUCCGAUGGAGAUAUUUCGCUAUUUCUUCACUAAGAAAAUGGUUGACAAGAUUGCUUUAGAAUCGAGCUGGACAGCUCGCAAUGUCGAUAUCAACUCCAAGUUCAUAACAUCCGGCGAAGAAAUUUACAAAUACAUUGGCAUUCAUGUUUACAUGAGCAUUUACCGAUAUCCCAAUUUGGAAAGCUAUUGGGACCCAAAUGCGUUUCAACCAAUAGCAAAAACGAUGCCUAAAGCAAGGUUUAUGGCGUUAAACAAUAUUUGUCUUUUCGUGAUGAAAACACUAGGGCCAAAAAAGGAGAGCCUGGUUAUGAUGCGUUGUUCCGUAUUAGAACGUUGUCUGAUUUUUUAAAUACACGGUUCGAUUCCGU
Molecule: messenger RNA, 538 nt
Organism: Bactrocera tryoni
Lineage: Eukaryota; Metazoa; Arthropoda; Insecta; Diptera; Tephritidae
Exons: 2
Coding region: 97-519 (140 amino acids)
Source: RefSeq, a predicted model, not a curated record